Messenger RNA from Echinostoma caproni, 294 nucleotides. NCBI's taxonomy places the organism in Eukaryota, Metazoa, Platyhelminthes, Trematoda, Plagiorchiida, Echinostomatidae. The record is from the annotation of a GenBank genome assembly.
AUGGCGAAGCGUUUCUAUGCAUACCUCCGUCGUCACACGCGUGCAACGGCUGACGUACCAUCGUUGGAGAUUACCGGUACCCUAGCAGAAACCGAUGUUGACAAGGCGGAAGCUCUUGCGCAACACUUUGCAUUUGUCUACGCCAAGGAUACAUCACCGACCCCUAGACUGUCGUGCUCUGGGCCUCUGCUGUCUUGGCAAGCCAUCUCGGUAGACGAGGUGUGUGAUGCNUCAUCUUCAUCCAUGCACCUCUUCAAAGCUGCAAUAAACAAAUCCUCAUGGUUCAAACCAUGA